Naegleria lovaniensis is the source of this 3318-nucleotide messenger RNA. RefSeq lists its product as uncharacterized. Gene Ontology annotation, molecular function: ATP binding; protein kinase activity. Lineage: Eukaryota; Heterolobosea; Eutetramitea; Acrasida; Naegleriidae. Gene Ontology annotation, biological process: protein phosphorylation. The transcript is spliced from 2 exons. The record is from RefSeq and is a predicted model, not a curated record. Bases 1 to 3318 code for a protein of 1105 amino acids.
AUGCAAUUUGAAAUUACUCUUUUUGUGAGUCCUUCGGAAGGACCCUCUGAUCAUCCAGAAACACUAUUGGAGUCUAAUUGCACCAAGCGGAAUCAUCCUUGUCCUUCCAUUCAACAUGCUCUUCAUGUGGCCGAUAAAAUGUACAAUGAAAGUUUGAUUCCUCGAAUGGCCAUUCGUUUACUGUUAAUGCCCAAAUUUAAUUCUGGCAGUUUAAUCUAUGGAAAAGAGCAAUGUAAUAUUCAAUAUUCACAAACGAUUGAUUUUUUGAUCAUUGAAUCGGACAGUAGUGUGAUGGAACAAAGAAUUGAAUUGGAUUGUGAAGGACAAGUCUUGUUUCAAUCUCAACAUGAAUUUGAUAUCAAGACUUUACUGUUUAACAUGUUGAAUAUUUCGAGACUUCAUUUGGGAGUGGAUGGCACUCGAAUUUUAAAUAUGCGUCACGUGAAAUUAUUUCAAUUUGAAUUCAAGUCACAAAAACAAUCGAGUGUGGUCGGAACGGAAGAAAUUAUUUUGGUCAUGCAUGGUUGUGAAAUGAUAACGAGCAAAUUUGAUAUUCUGCAAAUAUUUUCUUUAAAUAUUUCACAUUCCGUAGUGAGUGAUAGCGACUUGCACACGCUCUCUGCUGCAACCAUAACUAUGAGCUGGUGCGAGGUUCGACGCUUUGUGUAUCGUUCCUUAAAUGAUGUGUGGAUUACACCUUGGCAAAAUCAACUAUUUCGAAUUUCAAAUUGCAACAUUUUCGACUCCAUCUUCACACUUUUUGCAUUCAAGGACGUUUCUUUUGAAUCUGUGAGAUUGUAUCAACAAAAUUCGAUACUCUUUGAAUUUACCUAUUCUGUGGAGCUUGUUGACUUGAUUGCAAAAGAAGGAGCGUUAUAUUUACUUUUUCAAGGAAUUUCCAAUCGUAUUCUCAUUUCAAAAUCUGAAUUUUCUUUUGUGAAUAGCGUUCAGGGCGUGAGAUAUAUGAUAGAAAUGAUUACAUGCUCGUAUGUGUCCAUUGAAAACUCUGUCUUCACAGAUAAUCAAGUUCCUCCCAUUUCAAUUUCCAAUGCCCAAACCGUAGGAAUCUAUGCAACCCAGUUUUAUAGAAAUUCAGGGCCUUGUGUGAAUGCAAUCAUGGUCAGCGGUGUUGGAACAACCUCAUUUUCAAUGGACAUGUGUAAAAUGGUGAACAAUUCAUGUUCUUCAUGCAAUGGUGCUGCCUUAAAUGUGCAAGCUUAUUUUGUGACUUUGUCCAGUGAGUUUAAAAACAACCAAGCACAAAAUGGAGGAGCUCUCUAUGUCGAAUCUAGUGAAUUUUUGGGCACAUAUUCAAUAUUUGAUGGAAAUUUGGCACAAUCUAGAGGAGGAGCCAUAUAUUUACGACUAUUUGAUUCCUCUUUAACCACUACAAUCUUUGAGAUGACUUGUGUGAACAACACAGCUCUCUUCUCGGGAGGAUGUAUCUUUUUCCAUUCUCCUCAUGACAAGCAUUUAUUGAAAUUUUCAGAAUCGAGCGGUAACGUCUUUCAAGGAAAUGUUGGUAAUUCUUAUGGCAACGAUUUUGGAAUACCACUUUACAACAUUGAUUAUCAAGUCCAAAUUUAUUAUCAAGAGAAUAACAGGAGUAUUUUCAACAGCAAUUCCACACCUGAAAUUUUCAUUUAUCCUGGUCAGGGAAUUUACAAGUUACAACUCGAAUUGUGGAAUAACAAAACCGAGAGAGUAUUAUUUUUGGAAAAUGAUGCGUUGGCUUUAUAUUCCAUGUCAAAUUCAGAUGCGUUUGUGAGCUACAUUCCAAGCAACGAUUCUAUUGGCUUUCGUUCCAUUGUCAUUUCAAUUUAUUCUAUCGAGUCGACACCCUAUAAGGCCGUGCUUGAAAUUAAUUCAGAAUUUAGUAUUGAAAUGUUCAUUCAUGUUCUACCGUGCCCUGAGGGCACUUUUUUAACAUUGCGUAACGUUCCUGGAGGGACUUAUUUGUGUUCUUCAGUACCAUAUAUUCCAUAUAAUGUAAUCAUUCCUGCGGUAGCCAUUGUGACCAUCAUUAUAUUUGUAUUUACAGUUCUAUUGAUUUAUUUAGCAAUUCGAGCAAUUCGAAAUAUUGUUCACAGAUUGAAAAUGCUCGAUCGAAGAUUACGCGCUGAGAAGAAAAUGGAAUCAAAAUUGCUCGAAAAGAGGGUGGUGUUGAUGGAUGGCAAUGAUAAUGAGAUAUCACAUUCCACACAAAGUGGUCAAUCGUCAAAAAUUGUGGAUGAAAAGACAUCAUUACUCUUUGAUGGUCAUUCCUCUAGAAUAACCAAAUACACAAAUUCGAUCAACAACAAGUCAUCCUCUUCUGCAACAGCUCACUCAUGGAUGAUUUCAAUUGAUGAAAUUGAAAUUGUAAAGAGGAUUGCAGAAGGAGCAAGUGGAACGGUAUAUUUGGCAAGUUGGAACGGAACUAAGGUUGCCUUAAAAACUUUAAAACACUAUUCAGAGGAAUUGAUUUCUCAUGGUGAACAACUCAUUCAUGUGGAUGAGGAAGAAUUUGAAAAGGAGGCAUCUUUACUAGCAAAUAUUCGACAUCCUAAUAUUGUGCAAUUCUUUGGAGUGAUUAUGGCUGGUUCUAAGAAAUAUUUGGUUGUGGAAUUUAUGGAAAAGGGAAGUUUAGACAAGUUGAUUUAUAAUUCAAAAUCAGGAACUGAAAAAAUAGAUCUCUUCAGAAAAAUUGAUAUUCUGUUGGGAGUGGCGAAAGGCAUGAAUUAUUUACAUUCAUUGAAACCAAAAGGUAUAAUUCAUCGAGAUUUAAAACCUGGUAAUGUGCUGAUUGACAAAAAUUCCACUUCCAAGAUUUGUGACUUUGGAAUGAGUCGAACCUCUGAUACAUUUUCAAAAGACUCUGCCACCACAAAUGUUGGAACUCUAUUCUACAUGUCCAAUGAAAUGUUGGAAGGAAAUUCAUCCUACAAUCACAAAGUGGAUGUUUACAGUUUUGCAAUUAUCAUGUGGGAAUUAUUUUUUGAGGAAAGUCCUUACAUGAACAGCCAUUCCAAAAAAAUUUACAAGUUCAUGAACCACGAUUCCACUCAUUUCAAUGGAUUUAAUGUUCUUGUGAAUGUGUUGAAAGGCAUUCGACCUGUCAUACCUUUCAGUUCAGAGAAUGAAAUGACUGAAUGGAUUAUGGAAUUUGUUCAACCUGAUAAUUUGAGCGUUUCUCUACAAGUGUUAUGUGAAAUUACCAAACAAUAUAUUGAGCUUAUGAAGGCAUGUUGGAAUUCUAAUUUUAAUGAAAGGCCUGAUUUUGGAGAGAUUUGCAACAGGUUGAACCAAAUGAUUUGCUUUGGUAUUAAUGACAAGUGA